Molecule: messenger RNA, 3902 nt
Organism: Pseudogymnoascus verrucosus
Lineage: Eukaryota; Fungi; Ascomycota; Leotiomycetes; Thelebolales; Thelebolaceae
Exons: 4
Coding region: 358-2937 (859 amino acids)
Biological process (GO): interstrand cross-link repair
Cellular component (GO): nucleus
Molecular function (GO): 5'-3' exonuclease activity; 5'-flap endonuclease activity; flap-structured DNA binding
Source: RefSeq, a predicted model, not a curated record
GCAGCGGCGGCGAUUCCAGUGGGCGGGUUCUUAGCUUCCAUUGUUUGAGAGAUGUAUGUAUUAAUUCAUCUCCUUAGUGGUAGAAACAGCUGUCGAUCUGGCAAGGACAGUUACUCUUUGUCUUCUCUCCAGUUAUGUGUGGAUCACGCCGCAUAAAUGGACAUCACGUGAUUACGCGUCAGGAAUUUCGCGAACUUCUCUCCGCCAUCUAGUUAACCCCACCUCCUCGCGAUAAGGUGAUUUAUAUCACAAAGGACGCUUCGCUGAAUGGGCGAUAUGGCCUGGCUAUAAUACACGUCGGCCAGGCCCAAAACAGUGGAUGGAGGGUUGCCAGAUAUCCCACAAUUGUUGUCACAGAUGGCGGCUAUAGAUGAGCGUGAUAAUGGUUAUCCCGUGAAGCGGCGGAAGACUGGUGAGCAAGUUGAGACCCUGAAACCAGAAACUCCUUCAGCAACCUGCGGCGGCUUCGAAAAUUCGAGGCCUGACUUGGACCUCGACACCUUUGGUACAGAUACGGACGCAGCUGAGUCCAAGCCAGACACGGACGGCCCCACGGAGCUGGAAAGCGCUCUCCCACAUCUAGAUCAGGGAAAGGAUGCUAUCGUAGAUUACGAGGCUAUACAGCUGUUCGAGAAGGAUCUAAAUAUAUCCAAAGACCUUGAAGAUAAUUUAAACUCCCAGAAAUUACCCAGUGGCCGCCGGUCAAUUUACGUCGAUGCCUUCAACCUAGCUUUGGAAACUGUCCUUGAUGAAGAAAGCCAUUUAUUUGACGAGAGAGAGGGGAAAGUAUUUGACGAGUGGCGCGGAUUGAGUUAUGAGGCCCAGUAUCUUUAUGUCCGAUUAUUUCUCAGAAAGACGUCGGCCUGGCAUCGUACUUCAAAACUGGGGUAUCAUUCCGAUAUAUCAGAUAUUUCCGCUGCUAUUGGGAGUCUACAGUCAUCUCGUCCUCUGUCGCGGGUCUCAGAGGCAGGACUGAUCACAGAUGUUAAGAUAGAAGACUCGGAUUCUCAACUGGAAGGCAACUCAUUUACUUUUGCCGAUGCAUUGACUGAGGAUACCACGACGCUGGAGGAGGUAUCAUCAUUGCUGUCGUUGGAUGAAUUGAAGAGCAUCGGCAAGGAAGCAAGGGUUCGAGGAAAGAACAAAACGGAGCUUCUGAGCGCUCUUCGACGUAUGAGUCGGGCUCAAAGCGGUCUUGGUUCGGUGGGCCUGAAGAUACUGAAAUCGAAAUCUAAUCUGGAAAUAGUAUCCCCUGAGAUCAGGAUAUCAGAUAUCCCUCAUAUCUCGGCCGGGAACAGUGACGUGGUUCACCAGGACGAGAAUGCCACUCGUUCAAACGGCAAUGUGAAAUUGUCAGAUCAGACAUUCGGCGAAAAUAAUAGGGAUAGACACUUCAUCCUCAGGAUUCUUGGCAAUAUUGGGUCCUGCAUUCGACUUUCGUCCAGUACGUUGAAACUUUUCGAAAGAGUACACAUGGUUUAUUACAGAUCAACUAAAUGGACGGAUAAAUCACUCACAACGAUUAUUCUGGCACGGAUUCAGAAGAGGAAUUUUCCAAAUUAUUUAAUUUGUAGGUCAGCAAAUAUAUUCCCAUCGAGGGCCAUGUUACUUGAAUUCGAAGCAAGUAUCCGCCUCCAACACCAGGUUGACAGCGUACUCGAAAAUGGUCUACAGGAUAAUCAGGUACAGGAAGAAAUGCUAUCCAUUUUCGAGGAGGUCUACCCCAAAUGGCAGGCUCUGGUAGCAGAUGAGCAGCACAAGGAGGAACGGGUCUAUGAAAGCGGAGAGGGAGCAUAUCUACGACUCUUUUCGCCUUGCUCGGUGUAUACACGCAUUAUAUUCAAGGCGACUUUGGUAUUUGGACGGCUGAAGAUGUAUGAGCGUGAACAUAGUGUGUUGACGGAACUUCUGGAACAACGGCUCUUCACUUAUCGUCGGGGUGGCAUAUACCAGAGAAAGGCGCUUCUUGAGGAGCAUUACUUGGCAGACGCCGGAGCCAACUCAACGGAAACAGCUGGAAUGAGCCAGGACCAAUUGAAAAGAUAUUGGAAGCGGUCAUCACUGAAGACGGCCGAAGAAGGUUUACAGGACCGUGACUGUCACGUAAUAUACCAUUACGAUUUGGAGAAGCGCAUAGUCAAGCUCGAGAAGGCUAUAAAAACCCCAAAGAGGGAACAGCACGACUUUGGACACACACGGCUUAUCACGCCCAUAGAGAGGAAUGUUGAGGGUAUACAAGUUCGAGUCAUACCUGCUGAUGUUGGGCGCGCGGGUGCUGAGGAACGGCGAAGUGCCAAAACGAUAUGGGUGGAUGAGAAGGAUGGUGGUGGCGAAUGCAGCGUUGAAGCUAUGUGCCUUUCAUGGUAUCGAAAUCAGGGGUGGAAAGGUUACCAUGCUGAAGGUGGCAUUCUUCAAACCCUCUUCGCAUACCUCUUCUAUGAUAUCCUCUUCGCCUAUAUCCCGAAUGUUUUCCAGACGGAAUUCCAGACCUGCCCCCUGGAUCUAUACACCGAGGCGUUUUUCCCCUCACGCGCAUCCGAGAUACACCACCGACUUGCUGAGCUAUCGAAUGGCGGUGCAGGGCGAUUAAUCCGCGAAGUCGACGAGCGAGAAAGAGAGAGGCGCACUUGCGUGGUCGGCUUGAACUGGGACUUCGCGGUCGACGAUCUGCUAGAGAUUGCAGCUUGUUUUGACGGCUCAGCUCUGGCCAGUAUCUGUAUGGUGAUGGCGCAGGAUUAUCGGCAGCGGGGAGGCGGCGUCCCUGAUUUGUUCUUGUGGAAUCCAGAGACGAGCCAAGUGAUGUUCUCUGAGGUUAAGUCCGAGAACGACAGGCUUUCUGACACCCAGCGCUUGUGGAUUCACGUCCUUAUGAGCUCAGGGGUGAAGGUCGAGCUGUGCAACGCCGUGGCAAGAGAGAUGAGGACAAGAGAGGAAUGAGACGAAACAGAGACUGCAGGUUCAACAUGACCGCAGUCAACUGUUAAAGGCCUACCUGGAGGACGAGUGAGAGAUGGGAUGAAACCUGGACCCUGCGCCUGUCUGGGUAGAAGGAGAAAGGGAUGGUUGAACACAAUCGUAGUCAACUGAAGGGGCCCUACCUGAGAACGAAGAGGAAUGCGACAAAACCUGGACCCUGCGCUUGUCUGGGUGGAAACAGAAGAGGAGGGUCAAACACAACCACCCUCAACUGGCAGGGACCUACCUGAACGACGCGUUUAGACAAAGCAUUGUGAUGCCCGCAGCCACUGGUGCCUCCUACACAUCGAUGACAUUCAUAGGAGACUGAUGACAUUCUCGGGCGCUCCUCACAAUCGGCAAACAUGUCCUAUUCCGGUCCCAUCUGUCUGGUCGUGAGACACAAAGGGGCAGUGUGAGGAUAGGAGAGGCUGAUCAUACCCGCGGAAAUAUCGAAUUUCGGGGGGAGAGGAUGCAAACAUUGGGCUUUCCCAUUUCAUAUUUCAUGUAUAUACAUAUAUUUAUACCAACUUUGAAUAUGUGUGUGAUUGGGUGCCAGCCCACAGGGAACAAUAUCGCAAUGUGACGGCCGUGAGACAGGAACGACUUGGCGAUGUGGUGUGAAUUCGAUAUGUGGGACUUGUACCUUGUGCGAAUAUCCGGGGCAAGUGACACCACAUUAGGGAAGAGAAGGAUAAUGGAAACAGGCAAAAAAUGGGGGUUUGGUGGGGGAUCGGUCGGCGGGCAAGGGCACGAAAGGCACGAAUAGCUCAGGUUGGACGUCACGUCAUCCGCCCCAUGCGGUGGCAUCAUUUACUAGCGCGCUUCUGUGCAGAGGUAUACUGCAGUACUUUGCGUUGGUUCUGGUCUGCGUGAACAAAUUUUAAUCUCGGACCCCAGGUAGAGAAGUACAUCUGAUCUAUCUGAUCUGGCCCGGCAGUGUCGUC